Molecule: messenger RNA, 2952 nt
Organism: Athalia rosae (coleseed sawfly)
Lineage: Eukaryota; Metazoa; Arthropoda; Insecta; Hymenoptera; Athaliidae
Gene: mts
Product: serine/threonine-protein phosphatase 2A catalytic subunit beta isoform
Exons: 6
Coding region: 191-1120 (309 amino acids)
Biological process (GO): mitotic cell cycle; peptidyl-serine dephosphorylation
Cellular component (GO): cytosol
Molecular function (GO): protein serine/threonine phosphatase activity
Source: RefSeq, a predicted model, not a curated record
CGUGACGUCACACCGAGAGUGGCACUAGUCUUCGGCCAUUUUGUGAGUGUGUGCUUGGUUGAGGUAUUUGUGUUACAAAUAAUACCGGAGCUGCGAAAUCGAAUGAUUUAGUUUAUUGAUAGGGUAGUUUCUAGUUGAAUUACAUGUGCUAAGUGUAAAUCGGGUAUUGAACGUUGCCUAGAUCCGCACGAUGGAGGAGAAGGCGUCUCUCAAGGAGCUUGACCAUUGGAUUGAACAGUUGAACGAGUGCAAACAACUGACAGAAAGCCAAGUUAAAACACUAUGCGAUAUGGCAAAGGAAAUCUUGGCCAAGGAGUCAAACGUCCAAGAAGUCAAAUGUCCUGUAACAGUCUGCGGAGAUGUUCACGGACAGUUCCACGACCUAAUGGAACUGUUCCGAAUAGGUGGCAAAUCACCUGAUACAAAUUACCUAUUUAUGGGUGAUUACGUCGACCGUGGCUACUAUUCAGUUGAAACCGUUACUCUCCUUGUUGCGCUCAAGGUGAGGUAUCGUGAGAGAAUAACAAUUCUCCGUGGUAAUCACGAGUCGAGACAGAUCACCCAGGUUUAUGGAUUUUAUGACGAGUGUCUGCGCAAGUAUGGUAACGCUAAUGUAUGGAAAUUCUUUACCGAUUUAUUCGACUAUUUGCCUCUGACUGCACUAGUCGACGGUCAGAUUUUCUGUCUCCACGGAGGUCUGUCGCCCUCUAUCGAUACUCUGGAUCACAUCCGCGCCCUGGAUCGUCUUCAAGAGGUUCCGCACGAGGGCCCUAUGUGCGAUCUUCUAUGGUCAGAUCCUGACGACAGAGGAGGAUGGGGUAUUUCUCCCCGUGGAGCAGGUUAUACCUUCGGCCAAGAUAUUUCAGAGACGUUCAAUCACUCUAACGGUCUAACCCUUGUUUCGCGAGCUCAUCAGUUGGUUAUGGAAGGUUAUAAUUGGUGUCAUGAUCGUAACGUUGUGACUAUAUUUUCGGCGCCCAAUUAUUGUUAUCGUUGUGGCAACCAAGCGGCAAUUAUGGAACUGGACGAUGCAUUGAAAUAUUCAUUCCUUCAGUUCGAUCCUGCACCAAGGCGCGGCGAGCCGCAUGUAACCAGGCGGACGCCAGAUUACUUCCUCUAAAGAUUCUAGCAAAAAAGAAAAUAAUAACAAAACACAAACAAAUAAAAACUGGAUGUAGUUAUUAAGGUAGGAGGAAGACAUGGAACUGGCUUUAUAAAGAUGCCAAGAAUAUAACUUUACAAUAGAAGAUCGGUGUGUGUGUAGAGCUUUGAAAACGAAAAAAAAAACUCUACACGCCAUAUUAUAGUGUCGCGUAUUAUAAUUAUGGCCUCCUUAUUUCAGCAUCCCACACGUAAUCAUUUAAACGCGAACAAGAAAUAAUGUUCACAUCCUAAUUAAAUCAACCUUUAAAACGUUCAGUUUUUACAAGUUCAAUCCAUUGCUUGUAUUUUUACGUUUAAAACAACAAAAAUCCAACAAAUGAUAGCGAGAAACAAAAAAAAUAAAUAAAUAAAUAAAAUAAAAAUGAAAAAAUAAUAAUUAAAUCAUCAUGGACAAAAGUAACAAACGUCAAAUAAUUACCACGUAACGUGGAUAAUUUUUAUUGUAAAGCAAUUCGUAGCCAGUUUUUGAUGAAUCGUUGGUACACACUCAAUUAUACUGGACAUGAUGUAUUGUAAUAAUAGGAAGAAAAAAAAAAGUCAACGAAAUAAAAAAUACAUCAUCGGAGUAUAAACUAUACAUUCGAAACUGGCCACCAUUUACGCUAAAUAAUAAUUAUAGUUUGUAUUCAGUGACGAGCAAUUAAAGUCACUACCGGUUUGUAACAAGUAUAUAGGAAGCACAUUGGGUUACAAGUGGGAAACGUGUAUGGUACGUAAACACACUUGUGGCGAUUCUUGUUAUAAUCAAUGAAAAGGAACGAGCAAAAAUCAGAACUUCGAUGUUCGAGAUGAUGCUGACAUUUUUACUAAUAAAUCAAAUAAAUGAUGCUUAUGGAUAUCCGAUUAAAAAUAAAUAUCUAUCGUGUUAAACAGUUGACGACGACGCGUUACGAACAGCCAGAAUUAUUUGACAAACUGCUUAUCCAGUUUGAGGGUGGGUUGUUGGUCGAUUGCAGAACUGGGUAACAAAUAAAAAGAAAAAAAAAACAUAAAUAAAUAAACAAUAACAAUAAAAACACGUGCAGAUGUAUUCGUAGGCGUAAGCGUGCAAAUUGCAAGUAUACAUAAUGUCAUAAUUAAUUAUUAAAGUAGUGCUCCUAGAGUGGUGGCUUUCAUAUUAUAAUUAUUAUACAAACGAGGAGGUAAACGUAAAAAAUCUAUAGGUGCACUUUUUAGCCAUUUGUCUAAACAGCGUUUGAAUACCCAAUCAGAUUUGAGAAAGCGAGGGACGUAGCACGCUAAUCUCACGCCCUGUUUAAACUCCAAAAUUGAACAUCAAUCGCUCCGGGAAGGAAUCAUUAUUUCUGUGCGCUACAGAAUCGAGCAUUUCUCUCAUUUUAUAUGCAAAAACAAAUUAAGAAGAAAUCACAUUAAAUAAAUGGUAAUUAUGGAAAAAAAAAACAGUGAAUUUGAAUUUACAGAUAUAGCUAAUAGAUUGUAAUACGAACAAAUGAAAUCACUUUCAAUGACAUACCUAUCUACACGUCCACAACACAACCCCACUUUCGUACACACAACUCACAAAACAAUGUAGAAAUCUAAAAACUGUAUUCUUCGUUUUUUUAAUUGUAGCAUUAAUUCUUGUAUAAAUACUAUUCAAACCUAUUAACUAGUACGGACAAAACAUAGAACAACAAAUUAUCGCGCCGAAUAUACUACUGAAAAAUUAAUUCUGUUUUUGCACCGAAACAAAAAAAAAAAAACAAAAAAAAUUAAAAUAAAUAAACAAACAAACAUGCUGCUCGUCAUUUCUCUGACAUUUACAGACGAAGAAAAUUCUAAUGAAAA